UAAGGCCCGGCCCUGGUUGCCGGAGUGCUAGGCCACCGCUGCGGCCAUGGGGGACACUGCCAUUAGGCACAUCGCCCUUCUGGGCUUCGAGAAACGUUUCGUCCCUAGCCAGCACUACGUGUACAUGUUUCUGGUGAAGUGGCAAGACCUGUCGGAGAAGGUGGUUUACCGGCGCUUCACCGAGAUCUAUGAGUUCCACAAAACGCUCAAAGAAAUGUUCCCUAUCGAGGCUGGAGAUAUCAACCCUGAGAGCCGGGUGAUCCCACACCUCCAGGCCCCCAGGUGGUUCGACGGCCAGCGGGCGGCGGAGAACCGUCAGGGCGCCCUUUCCGAAUAUCUCCACACACUCCUGGGACUGCCCACCAAGAUCUCGCGCUGCCCACACCUGCUUAACUUCUUCAAGGUGCGCCCGGAUGACCUGAAGCUGCCCACGGACAGCCAAGCUAAAAAGCCGGAGACGUACCUGAUGCCCAAAGACGGCAGGGGCAACAUGGCAGACAUCACGGGGCCCCUCAUCCUGCAGACCUACCGCGCCAUCGCCACCUACGAGAAGAGCUCACCCUCUGAGAUGGCGGUGGCCACGGGCGACGUCGUGGACGUGGUGGAGAAGAGUGAGAGUGGCUGGUGGUUUUGCCAGACAAAGGCGAAGCGUGGCUGGGUCCCAGCAUCCUUCCUGGAACCUCUGGACAGCCCAGAUGAGGCAGAGGACCCCGAGCCCAACUAUGCAGGAGAGCCCUACGUGGUUAUCAAAGGCUACACUGCCGUGGAGGAUGACGAAGUGUCCCUGUUUGAGGGGGAUGCCAUCGAGGUCAUUCACAAGCUUCUGGAUGGCUGGUGGGUUGUCAGGAAGGAGGAUGCCACUGGCUACUUCCCGUCCAUGUACCUGCAGAAGGCGGGGCAGGACCCGGCGCAGGGCCCGCGUCCGGGCAGGGGCAGAGGCGCCCCGCCUCGCAGGUCCACCAUUCGCAACGCGCAAAGCAUCCACCAGCGGUCGCGGAAGCGCCUCAGCCAGGAGACCUACCGCCGCAACAGCGUCCGUUUCCUGCAGCAGCGCCGCCGCCCCAUGCCCAGCACUAGGGGAACACUAAAUGCCCUAAGCACGCAGCAGGCCGCCCCUCAGAUGCCGCUGCAUGCGAAGCCACAGCCCGCAGUCCCCCCAAGGCCCAGCGCCGAUCUCAUUCUGUACCGCUGCAGUGAGAGCACCAAGCGCAAACUGGCGCCCGCCGUCUGAGCUCCCGGCCGCCCGAAGCCACCCACCCAUGUACAUACAUAUAUAGCCUGCUUAUGGAUUCCUGGCACACCGGGUCUCUCUCCCCCCCUCAAUAAACACUGUUUGG
Messenger RNA from Perognathus longimembris pacificus (Pacific pocket mouse), 1337 nucleotides. RefSeq names its product neutrophil cytosolic factor 1 (gene Ncf1). Gene Ontology annotation, biological process: respiratory burst; superoxide anion generation. Lineage: Eukaryota; Metazoa; Chordata; Mammalia; Rodentia; Heteromyidae. The record is from RefSeq and is a predicted model, not a curated record. Bases 47 to 1231 code for a protein of 394 amino acids. Gene Ontology annotation, molecular function: protein binding; superoxide-generating NADPH oxidase activator activity; phosphatidylinositol binding. The transcript has 11 exons. Gene Ontology annotation, cellular component: NADPH oxidase complex; cytoplasm.